This is a messenger RNA of Adineta steineri, 3849 nucleotides long. Lineage: Eukaryota; Metazoa; Rotifera; Eurotatoria; Adinetida; Adinetidae. The record is from the annotation of a GenBank genome assembly.
AUGCCGUGGAAUUGGUUCUUAGAAUUUAAAACUAAAAUUAAACGCAUCAAUUUAUUUAAAGAUAUUAAUGAAACAAAUGAAGAAGAUAUCAAAAAUCAAAAAAUAUCGACAAUUAUCUUUCUUAUUCUGUUUACAAUAUCAAUUGUUGCACUCUUUCUCUAUUCAUCCUUAACUCCUAUAACAAAAACGGUAGUUGUUGAACAACCUUCUUUAUCCGAUUAUAAACAAUUAGAAGAGAGAUAUUCAAAUACAUUAUUAUGUGCAUGUACAAGUGUUUCAAAUGAAUAUAACAAAUUCAUAUCAUCAUUUACACCGACUUUCAAUCAAGUCUGCUCAAGUGAUUUUGUUAGUGAUGAAUGGCUCAAUUAUGUUAAUUAUCGUUUAUUUCUUGAACCACAAUAUCAUUUUGUUUUCGAUUUUCGUCAUUCAGCUUAUGGAUUUUUUGCUAUGUUACGUACACUUUGUGUAUUAGCUAAACAAACAAUUGAUGAUCAAUUAAUUUCAUUCUAUUCUACAAUUUUACUUACAGCAAAUACCAUUUCAGAAGAUAUAUUUUUAGCUAAUAUACAUGCAAGUCGAGAUCAAUUUAUAAAUGCAAGUGCAACUGAUUUUAUAAUUACACUUGAUUCAGUUAUAUUAAUGGGAUUAGUUAGUAAUGCGGUCAUUAAUCGAUUAGAAACAAAUUGGCAAUUGUCUAUUUGGCUAUCCUCGUACUAUAAUCUAUUUGGCCCAGCUUGGGCAGGUCAAGCAUAUUCAUUAGUUGGAAAUUGUGUAUAUCCAACCUCUGUAUACUGUAGUAUAACAACAGGUAUUUAUUUAAGAAAGCUUCCUAAUGAAACAUCAUCUAAUUUAACCUGGGCAAAUUAUCGAGCAGAAUUACAAUUCGAAGUUCCAGGUGUACUUGUAGGUCCUUUCAUACUCCAUUCUGUUCUUCAAUCAAAUCUUUCAUGUUUAUAUGAUGAAAGUUGUUUAUCGAAGCUAAACACAUAUUUAAAUGAUUCACCUUCUCCAUUCAAUGCAACACCUUUAGCAAUACCUUCUUCUGCUUCGCCUCUUCCAACCAUUAAUGAUACAGCCAGAAAAUUAAUGGUGGAUUCUUGGCAACUAAAUUCAUCUUAUCAACAGUAUUUCAAUGUGUGCAAUCCAUUAACUUGCACAUAUACUUAUAUUCAUCAGUUUAAUAUUCUUUUUAUUAUUACGACUGUUAUUUCAUUUAUUGGUGGAAUUGAAACAGUUCUCAUGAUCGUAAUAUUACCGACAGUCAAAUUCUUAAGAAAAAAAGUUAAAACUUUCAACCGAUUGUUACCAUCAUCAUCAGAAAUUGUACCACAUGAAACUAAUAUUGAACGGCAAGCUGUUGGUGAUAUCACUGAGCAACAAAUUUCAUUAUUUGUUAAAAUAAAAACUUUUAUACUCAACCUUAACUUUUUCUCAGAUCCAGAUGAAAACAGUGAAUGGCAUUCAUAUGGUCAACGUCUUUCAACUCGAUUAUUCAUCAUUUCAAUAAUUAUUGCAUUUUUUAUACUUAUUCUCUAUGCAUCCACAUAUUCUAUUACAAAAACGAUCAACAUUAACAAACCUUCGAUUGAUGUUUAUUUUACUCUUCAAGAUAAAUAUCCUCAAACACUGACCUGUCCAUGUUCAUCAACUACAAAUGAAAACUCUCAAUUCGUAUCAUUUCAACCUACACAACAUCCAGUUUGUCAUUCAGAUUUUAUUACAGAUAACUGGACUAACUAUUUAAUAGCAAAGAGCGUGGAUGGUAUAGGUUCACUCGAUUUUCGUUACAACAAUGAAGCAUUCUUUCCAACUAUUUUAUCUUUUUGUCAACUAUCAUUGAAAACAAUCAAUAAUGAAAUACUCAUAUUCAAUUCAACAAAAUAUGUUACAAAAUCUGUACAACAAAUAGAUCUAUUUAAUUCUCAAACACAACAACUCAUCAGUAAUAUGAAGCAAACAAUAGUGAAUUUGUUUCAACUUUCAAUCUCAAUGUUACGUCAAACAGUUUGGGGAAAUGCAUUGUUUUCUCUUGACACUUAUUGGUAUACACCUGACCCACCGAUUAAUUAUAAUUAUAACUCAACAAUAAAUCCUCAUGAUUUAAAUCUUAUAUUUUAUCCGCGUUCUUAUCAACCUAACAACGACACAACAUGUUCAUGUAAAAUCAAUCCAACUACAUGCAAUGUAUUAUCUGAGGUCACUUAUAUAAACGACACGGUUUCUAUUAGCAAACCUAUUCCUGGUUAUUAUUUGGGUUGUUAUCAGGGUGAAUCAAUGUUUCGUUCUACUUUUGAAUGUUUUUUUGAUCAAACAUGUAUACAAACAAUCUAUAACUUAACAAAUUCAAGAUCAAAAUAUCCAUUUAAUGCAACUGCAAUGCAAUUAAAUAGUAGUCGUUAUAAUGUAACAACAACUGUACAAGAUAUUGUUUAUGAUUUAAUGAUUGAAGAAUGGAAUACUGAAACAUCAUUUCAGUUUUAUUUUAAACAAUGCAAUCCAUAUUUAUGUUCAUAUUCAUAUGAUCUCAAAGGAGAUAUUAGUUAUGUAAUUGCAAUUAUAUUUGGUUUAAUUGGUGGAUUAACAACUAUUUUAAAAACAAUUAUUCCAUCUACUGUAUUAAUAAUUAGACGGUGGCGUCAAAAAAGAAAAAUUGAUAUUAAUCAAUCAAUGAUUAAUCAAGUAUUUUAUGUUUCUUUUGAAAAUGUUACAUAUACAAUUAUUAAGAAAAAUCCAACAGUUAUUGACUUUAAUAAACUUUAUCAAAAAUAUCCAAAUACUAUUCAAUGUCCAUGUCAAACAUAUUCAAUUCCAUAUGAACAAUUUAUUACAUUUCAACCUAAUUUACAUUCAAUUUGUUCAAGUACAUUUGUUGAUGAAAACUCACAAUGGCUUAUAAUUGAUUAUCCACAAGCAAUGUUAAUACAUUCUGCUCGAAAAGAUGAUUUUCGACAAAUUGGAAGUCCAUUUUUUCAACUUCUAAAUUCAUUUUGCAAUUUAUCAAAUAAAACAAUCAAUGCAGAAUUGACAACAUUUAAUUCAAGUAGAUUUAUUACAUUGAAUUUAAUUGCAUCUGAACAAUUUCAAACUCAGAUAAAUCAAUUAAUUAAUCAAUUUAUAAAAAACACAGCUCGUUCAUUUAUUAAUUCACUCUUUUUUGUGGAAAAUAUGACUGCAGCAAAUAUGUUAUUUUCUACAUUUCAAUCAGAUUCAUUGUAUUCAUCGGCAUCUCCAAUAUAUGAUUAUUAUACGGAUUCAGUUUAUCAAUAUGAAAAUAUUUAUGAUCGAACAGAUCAGAUAUAUAAUUCAAAUGAAACUGGAAUUGAUUGUGAUUGUCAAAGUACACCAUGGUGUAUUCAACAAGCAAUUGUUUAUGAUUUAGAUACAAUAAGACAACUAUUUUCUCCACCAGGUAUAUUUGUUGGAUGUUAUCUUGUUGAAGCAGUUUUACAAAGUGAUCUAAGAUGUUUCUUCGACACUGAUUGUUUACAACAAUUGCUCGAUAGUUUAUCUUUAGAAAAUAUCAGUGUAUCGGAUAUUAUUUUAAACUCAACAGCAAGUCAUUAUCAAGAAAAAAGUUCUUUAUUAGAAAUUGUUUCAAAUUUAAUGGUUGAAGAAUGGAAUAAUCAAACAUUUUAUGAUAAUUAUUUUAAUAUAUGUCAACCAUCAGUUUGUACAGCAACAUAUAUUAGCCGUGGAGAUAUUAUUUAUAUUAUAACAACAACUAUAGGAUUGAUUGGAGGAUUAACAACAGUCUAUAAAUUUGUUGUACCAAUAUUUAUAAAGAUUAUUGUACAUUAUACAAUUGGUUUAGAACAAUCAUUUAAUUAUUUAACUCCUGCUGGCAACUGA